Acanthaster planci (crown-of-thorns starfish) is the source of this 978-nucleotide messenger RNA. Its product is annotated as monocarboxylate transporter 13-like. The record is from RefSeq and is a predicted model, not a curated record. Gene Ontology annotation, molecular function: monocarboxylic acid transmembrane transporter activity. NCBI's taxonomy places the organism in Eukaryota, Metazoa, Echinodermata, Asteroidea, Valvatida, Acanthasteridae. Gene Ontology annotation, biological process: transmembrane transport.
AUGGCACACAUCAAUUACGACCACGACAGCUGGGGCUGGAUCAUGGUGGCCGCAACAUUUGUCAACUGCUUUUUGAUCUUUGGUCAGCUCAAAGCUCUUGGUGUCCUUCUCAUUCCGAUGACUGACGACUUUGUCAGUGACCUGUGGCUGAUUGGCUGGGUUGUAGUCUUAUACAGCACAGGUUUUUAUUGUUUUGGACCUGUUGCAGGUGCCUUCUCCCGUAUGUUUGGAAGCCGUCCCAUGAUGAUUUUGGGUGGGCUCAUGAACACCGUUGGCAUAAUUUUGGCGUCCAUAUCUCCUACAGUUUCUCUGCUCGCGGUGUUCAUUAUUGGACUGUCAGGUAUCGGGUGUGCGUUCCCUUACUGUAUCAGUUUUGCUGUCAUGGCCUCUUACUUCAAAGACAAAUAUCCCUUGGCCCUUGGUAUAUCGACGAUGGGUAUUCCCUUGGGUGUGAUGGCUUACGGGCCAAUGACACAGGUUCUUCUUGACACCUACGGCUGGAGAGGAGCAAUGCUCAUAUUGGGAGGUAUCUCGUUCCACGCGGUCGCAUGCGGUGUGUUGGUACGAAGGGAUCCAUCGUCCAUUGCUGCAGACACCGAUCGGUAUCAAGAGGUUUCAAUCGGCGAUGAGGAGAGAAACAACCAGGAAGAAGGGGAAGCUCAUGUCAGCGACACCUCUGACUGUGCACGUGGCUUCCCCGGUCAUUGCGAAAUGGCGCCAUCGAAGUGCUGCCUGGACUUCAUAGCUGCAUUUGAUUUCAAACUGUUGGCAGAUGUCAAGUUUGUUUUGCUUAUUAUUGGAAGGUGCACAGCGACGUUUGCCUACAACGCUUGGUUGGUGUAUAUGGUGUCGCAUGGUUGGAUUUACGAAUGGACGGGGAGUUUCAUCACAUCCUUCUUCGUGUAUAGUGGGCUGACGUUGUUGUCGAUUCCUGUGUUCAUCAUUGAGGCUAUAUACGCCAAGCAAAGUGCUCGUUGA